UCUACGGAUAUGGCCGCGUAUCGGCAAUACAACACUGCAAUGUUUUGUAUAAUCAUUUUUUAAAAUGUAUAAAGUGUUUUUUUAUUAUAGUGACUAGUACUGACUAGCAGAUUGUGUAUAGUGCUGUGAUAUUUGUAAUGGAUAUAGAAGAGAGCGAAAUAAGAGAUGCAAUCGAGAUGGUAGAGACUCUCCAGUCCAUGAUCGACGUUGCAGCUGAAAGACUCGAGGGUCUGAGGACGCAAUGCUCUACAAGUGCGGGGCUGACGCAGCAGGAGAUCCGGACGUUGGAGGGUAAGCUGCUGAAGCACUUCGCGAAACAGCUGAAAAUCAAGGAGCGCUUCGAAGAAAUUUUGCCGCAGUUGAAUGACAUCCCUUGCUUGAGGCAAUGGUUACGUGUGGUUGGGCUCAGCGAAAUAGCCAUACAGCAAAUAUGCCUCCGAGUGUCAACCCUGGAUUCUCUCCGAGACCGUUCGGAUUCCGAACUACGCGGUUGGCUGGUUUCCGUUCGAGAGGAGGAAUGGAAACGAUUGUGUCGGGCUAUGAACCGAUUGAGAGCUUAUAGUGACGCCCUAAAUCGCGGCGAGGCGGAAGCGGAAAUCCAACUGUACUGGGAUUCCUGGGACCGGAAUCGGCAAGAAUGGGAGCGGACGAGACUAGAAUGGGAGCGGAGCCAACAGUGGCGGGGGUCACCGCGAGCCCGCAUGAGGCAGCGCGGCUCCGUACCCAGUGACCCCGACCACACGCCACGUAAAGUUGGCAAAUCACCUAGGACACCUUUAAACAAACGGAAAGAGAAUUCUCAUCUCCCGGCACCUACGAACCUCACCAAGUCGCGGUCACACGAGAGUCAGCUCGCAGGACGACCGGACGAAGUCGGACAGGACGUAAGCGACAACUCCGGCGCGGAAGCCGCUCCCUCCCACUUGGAAGGCUUGGGCUCGCCCCCCGCCACCCCCUUGGUGCCGGUGCCGCCCUCCCCCGCGCCGCGCCCGCCCACCCCCGGCCCGCCGCCCGCGCCCGCGCCGCCCGACCCGCCGCCCGCCGACCCCCCGCACACCCCCGCCUCCGCACGCGACGGCAGCCUCGCCGGUUCACUACCGUACAGCGUGAUCGGAGCCACUCCCCGCUCCCCGCGCACGCCCGUAGGCCGCUGCAUGGCGCAUGACAUCGCGCACCGAUUCGCCAAGACUUUCAAUAUGAUAGCGACGUGCGAUUAUUGUGACAAGCAGAUGCUGUUCGGAUCUGGACUUAAGUGUAAAGAGUGCAAGUUUAAAUGUCACAGAGAUUGCGAGGCUAAAGUACCUCCAUCGUGCGGCCUACCUGUCGAGUUAGUCCACGCAUUUAGAGACAAAGUUAGCUUCAAAGAGAGUCCAUUUGGGCCUACUCCCCUCCUGCACCUCCUGGCGGCGGGCUCGGCCGGGUCGCCGGGCGCGUCGCGCGGCUCGCUGCUCGGCACCAUACAGCGCACGCACCGCCACAAGGAGAGGAGGCAGAAACACCCGGGCGAUGACCUAUCGAACUCUUCCUCGUGCAACAGCUCCACACCUUCGUCGCCAGCGCUAGUGGCGCCCUCUACCCCCCACCACCCUCCGCACGUGUUGCAGCCGGCGCAGCCGCACAAGCCCCAGUUCCACUUCCCAGAAGUGAAACCUCCGGUGUCAAGUCCCAACCACGUGACGCCGGCGCCGACGCCGGCGAGGAUCGUCGACUUCAGUUCUGAAGUGGAGGAGAUUGAACCUGAAGAAAUGGCGGAAACGAACGACGCGCUGCAAGACUCGCUCGACGCCAACAACCAGAACCAACCGGGGCCGUGGCCGAGACAAAAUAGCCUAUCGCUAAAAGAAUGGGACAUCCCCUACGACGAGCUGAUACUCCUGGAUGUGAUUGGGAAAGGCCGCUUCGGUACCGUCUACCGCGGCUGCUGGCACGGCGCCGUCGCGGUCAAACUGCUACACGUUCAGACCCUGUCCGACCACGCCAUACCUCUAGACACCUUCAAACAUGAGGUGGCAACAUUCCGUAAAACCCGUCACGAGAACCUCGUGCUAUUCAUGGGCGCGUGCAUGAAGCCGCCGCGACUCGCCAUCGUGACGUCACUGUGCGGCGGCAUGACGCUACACAUGCACAUCCACCUGCGGAAGGACAAGUUCAACCCCAACAAGAGUCUUAGUAUAGCGCAGCAGAUCACGCAGGGUAUGGGGUACCUGCACGCGCGCGGUAUCCUACACAAGGACCUUCGGACGAAGAACAUUUUCGUCGAGAACGGACGCGCCAUCAUUACCGACUUUGGACUGUUCAGCGUCACCAAGCUGUGCUUCGGGAAUAAUGCUCGCGGCGACAGUCUGGGCAUCCCGCCGGGCUGGCUGUGCUACCUGGCGCCCGAGCUCAUGCGCGCGCUGCGGCCGCACACGUCGCUGCAUCUGCCUUUCAGUAAGCGGACCGACGUGUACGCGUUCGGGACGGUAUGGUACGAGCUACUUUGCCUCGAGUUCCCGUUCAAAGGGCAGCCGGCCGAGGCGAUCAUCUGGCAGGUCGGCAAGGGCGUCAAGCAGGCGCUCGGCAACAUGUCCUCCACCAAGGACGUCAAGGACAUGCUAAUGAGCUGCUGGGCGUACCAGCCCUCGGAGCGCCCCGACUUCGCGUCCCUCCUCGCAUCCUUCGAGAAGCUGCCCCGCAAGCGUCUCGCACGCUCGCCCUCGCACCCCGUCAACAUGUCGCGCUCGGCCGAGGCCAUCUUCUGAGACUGACGCGCUCGCACCGGCGCGGCCCGCGAGUGCGAGCGCAACGCCAACGCCCUCAACUCCAUCUGCCGUGUUUCUACAUGAACCAGAUGAGGGAAAUGAAGGACAGACAGUUAGUAUUCAUUUGAAAUUGUUCAAUAGCGCUAUUUUGCGAAAGAAGUUGUUUAAAAUGCUUCUAAAAGUUAUGCGAGAGCGAGCAUUUAGAACAACAAAAAACGAGACAAAUGAAAAAUACAGUCUUUAGUAAUCUGAUACAUAGCGUUAAGACGUUGACAUGAUUUUCUAACUAUACCUAGUUAUAGUUUCAGUUAAUUCAAUGUAAACGUAAAAAUUCAACGCUUUACUCGAGUUCCUGAUAAAAAUUCUGGGUCGGAGUUGACUAUCGAAGGAGCUUUUAUCGAGUCCGCAAAAAUGAAAGUGUCUCAAAAUAUAAUCAUUAGCAAUGGCAAGACAUGGCGGCAUGUGCAAAAUUAAACGUGAGUGGUUUUUCAAAUGUCAGCAAAGAGGUGGUUAAAUUUCAUAUAUAACACAUAAACAACACAUAAUUAUCUAAGUAAUAUAAAUCCUUGAUUCUGUUUGUUAGUGUUUGAUGUAGCAAACCGACUUAUCGUUAACCUACCGCAAUAAUGAAGCUUCUGACAGGUUGUACCCACAAUAGGGUCAACGCUAACUUAUAUUAGCAUAAGAAUAAUUUUAAAGUAUCUACGUUGAAAUAAUGUUAAUUUACUCAAAUCAAUGAGGUACCAGUGAAGCAUACAAAGCAGUCCUAUAUUUUAAAAUUUGACAGUGUUCUAAUGUAAUUAAUAUCAGUAUCUUUAUCAUCCUGUAAAAUUCUUUGAUUGUUGCAGUCACCUCGUUGGUUAAACUUGUAAAGCCUUGAUCUCGUAACUAGAGUAACGAGUAAAUUAUAUUUUCUUAUCAAACUGGACGUAGAUUUGUUGAAUGUGUAAAUAUUGUACAGUGUUACUAGGUAUGUGGAUGAUAUGCUAGGCUUUUACUUACUCAUGACCUAUAUUUAAUACCUAAGAUGUGUUAAGAAUAAUUUUGAGUAAAAAACAUGUAAAUAAAAUGGUACUUAUGCGGCGAUCAAACGAAAUUUUUUCCUAAAAGAAAAUUGUAAGGACAUGUCAGAUGAUAGAAUCAUACCUGGGCAUGAUACAAAGGAAUUGCGCAAGUGAAAGCCUAAGUGUUAAAUUUGUAUAAAUUAAUAUAAUGUUGACUUGACGUUUAAAGUAUACUGAAUUUGUCGACCGCGAGUGUCCUUACCUUGACAAGGUGUUAUAUUUAUGUAUAUUUCCAGGCAAAUAUAUGUAAAGAAAUCUUGAGCCUAAUAAUUGGAAAUCUCUUAUCUGGCAGUUUUAGGAAAUAUAUGCUUUAUGUAGUUAGUUCUUAAGUAUUUUAUUCCUACUUUGAUUGUUCUCAUGGUUGGUACACGCAUCGGCUAUGUAUCAAAGCAUGUGUAAAUACUGUUCAAACUUAUUACUAAUAGUUUCUUAACUGUCAGGUUAUUUCAAAAUCUUAAAAGAUGUUGAACUGUAGUUGAUGAUGAGAAAGCAGGGCUUGGCAAAAGUAAAUAAUCUUUUUAAAUGUUACAUUUAAUUUUAUUCUUGGAAUUUCUAUUUCAAUAGAACACCACAAAGUCCACAAAUAUAUGAUGACCGAGAAAUAUGCAUGUAAAAAGUUAUAAAAGUUGAAAACAAAGUAUUAUGUAAAAAUGGGGUUAAUAUUUAAGAUUGAGAAAUAAAAUUUGUUACAUCUCAUCUUAAAAUUGUUUAUUAAUCAUUUGAAUUUUAAUAUAAUUAUACCUCGUUUUUUGGUAAUGGUCAACAAUCUUGUUGAGUCUUUUUAUUGAAAAACGCUUUUUUUAAAUAGUAAUUAUUAUCUCUAGAAAGUAAAAGAAUGUAAAUGAUCAUAUGCUAUAUAAUUGUCACAUAUUUGCUGUGACUUAUUUUUCAAAAGCGUUUUUCAAUAAAAAGGACAUGUCAAGAUUGUUUACCAAUUCUCUAAUGUUAAAAAUGUUGUACUUUGUGUUCAUUUUCACAAAUUGAAAAAUGGUCUUAAAAAUCAUUGCAAUAUAAAUCUAGCGGUAGGCAGAUUUUUCUUAUUAUGCUUUUGUUUAAUUUCUGCGUAUUUAUAGUUGUUGUGAACCUGAAGUGUUAGAUAAGACUACCGAAAAUGUAUUCUGCCUACAUUCAUGUUAAAAACAAUCAUUAAAAUGAUUUAUGACUGUAAUAUUAACCUGGUUCUUACAUUGUCAUCAGAAUAGUAUAAAACUUGUAAUUACUUUUACAAAAUUUUAUUAAUAAUAUUAAAUAAUAAAAGAAAAUUAUUCUGGUCACUCCACUCCUAUUGAAUUUAGUUGUAAAUGGGGGGUGUUGCCACUUGAUGUGUAUAUAGGGGGUGUGGCUUGACAUGUAUCAUAUAUUUAUUGAUAGAGGAGAGUGUGAGGCAGUAGGUUUACAUAAAUAAUGAGAUUUUGAAUGAUUAGGAUAGUCGCAUUUGCCAAAAUAAAUCUCCAUCACUGUU
Cydia strobilella is the source of this 5267-nucleotide messenger RNA. It is a transcript of the gene ksr, whose product is annotated as kinase suppressor of Ras 2. Gene Ontology annotation, cellular component: cytoplasm. Gene Ontology annotation, biological process: Ras protein signal transduction; protein phosphorylation. Gene Ontology annotation, molecular function: ATP binding; protein kinase activity. The record is from RefSeq and is a predicted model, not a curated record. NCBI's taxonomy places the organism in Eukaryota, Metazoa, Arthropoda, Insecta, Lepidoptera, Tortricidae. Bases 138 to 2741 code for a protein of 867 amino acids. The transcript is spliced from 18 exons.